AUGGGCACGAUGCUUUUGUGGUCUAUGCUUUCGCCUCUGAUAACGGCGUCUGGUGUUCUCAACGCUUCGCCAGCGGUACCAGACCAAGAACUGCUUAUUUCAAAAUGGGACAUUCAGUCAACUGCCAAAGCGAGCAAGGACCUGGCUACUCUUUCCCGCCCAGGUUCGGACGUCUCAUCGUGGCACCAUGUGAAUGCGUCCAAGUGCACGCUGAUGGGCUGCUUGAUUGCUGCAGGCGUUUAUAACGAAUCCGAUCUGUUCUUCUCGGACAACCUCAAUCGGUUCGACAGAGCCCAGUUUGCGGUUCCGUGGCUAUAUCGCAACGAGUUCGCCCUGAACCAGACCCAGGGGAAGCAUUAUUUCAUCCAGAACCAUGGCAUCACCUCAAAGGCCGACAUAUUCUUCAAUGGCCAGCAGAUUGCCACCAAGGCGGUGCAGGCGGGUGCAUACGCGGGUCGUUCAUACGACGUUACGAAGUAUGUGGCCAAGGACAAUGCCCUGCUGAUCCAGGUAUACCCAACAGAUUACAACUACGACUUUGCGUUGGGAUUCGUGGACUGGAACCCCUAUCCGCCAGAUAACGGCACGGGUGUCUGGAGAGACGUCGUCAUCAAGCAGACCGGUCCUGUAGCGCUAGGGCCCUUGCGCGUCACCACCGAUUUUGAGCUGCCUGCAGGGAAGGGGAGCGCCUCAGUAACGCUGAAGGCAAAUGUGCAGAAUCUAGAAGACCACGAGGUCACUGUUGUCGGCGAAAGCAUCGUAUCAGAUGAGAGUGGCAGUAAUCCUCUUUCGAAGAAGCAAACCUUCAAGAUUGGGCCGUCAAAAUCGCUUGACCUGAACAUUACAACUCUAAUCGAAAAGCCAGCGAUCUGGUGGCCGAAAGCUUGGGGGGAGCAGCCCCUUUAUACUGGGAAAUUAUCGGUCUCGGUGGACGAUUCGGUUUCAGACAUUGCAGAGAACCGCUUCGGUAUCCGCAAGGUGACCUCAAAGGUGAACGAGCACAACGACACCAUCUUCAGCGUCAAUGGAAACCCUUUCCAGGUGAUUGGCGGUGGCUACUCGGCUGAUAUGUUCCUCCGCUGGGACAGCAACAAGUUCGCCACGCAAGUACAGUACAUGCUGGACCUUGGACAUAACACUGUGCGCCUAGAGGGCAAGAAUGAGCACCCAGAGCUCUACGACACCGCGGACCGCAUGGGUCUGAUGGUCUUGGCGGGGUGGGAGUGCUGCGACAAAUGGGAAGCCUGGACCUAUAAUGAGGACCUUGCGGUGAAGUCUGAGUGGACGCAGAGCGACUACGGGAUCGCAGAUGCGAGUGCGCGGCAUGAAAUCACCAUGCUGCAGAGCCACCCCAGCGUCUUGGGCUAUCUCGUCGGCAGUGACUACUGGCCGGAUGACAAGGCCACGGCAAUGUACGUGCAAGGCUUCAAGGACCUUGACUGGCAGAACCCAAUCAUUGCCUCGGCAUCAAAGCGAAGCUAUCCGAAACUGCUGGGUCCGUCUGGAAUGAAGAUGGCGGGUCCAUAUGAUUGGGUACCGCCAAACUAUUGGUACGACGUCAGCUCAACGGAUGAUAGACUCGGUGCUGCCUUCGGCUUCGGUUCAGAGCUGGGGGCUGGAGUAGGUACCCCGGAGCUCAGCAGUCUGAAGAAAUUCUUGACCAAGCAGGAUAUGGACGAUCUCUGGAAGCAGCCAAACAAGGGACUUUUCCACAUGUCGACGAGCGUUUCAUCGUUCUACAAUCGCAAGAUCUAUAACGAUGCACUAUGGAAGCGACAUGGCACCCCUUCUUCCCUGGAUGACUAUUUGCUUAAAGCACAGAUUCUUGAUUACGAGGCAACCCGAGCACAGUUCGAAGGUUUCUCGGCGCUCUGGAAUGCGAACCAGCCGGCGACUGGGUUGAUAUACUGGAUGCUGAACAACGCCUGGCCGAGCUUGCAUUGGAACCUCUUUGACUACUAUCUGCAUCCCGCAGGCUCUUACUUCGGCGCCAAACUUGGCAGCAGAGUAGAGCAUGUAGCCUACGACUACAUUCAGAAGGCUGUCUACCUGAUCAAUCACUCGAUAAACCGCCAGGGCGCACGAACCGUUCAAGUCGAAGUCGUAGGGCUUGAUGGCAAGGUCGUCACGAGCACAAGUGUCAAGGUGCAGACGCAGCCGAACGUUAGCAAGAGCAUAUACAAGCUACCCGCCCUAAUUUACCCCUCGGACGUUGUCUUCCUGCGUCUGGUCCUCUCGGACGACAAGAAUGCCACGCUCAGCCGUAACGUGUACUGGCUAGCCAAGACCGUCGACACGCUGGACUGGGAGAACUCCGACUGGUUCUACACGCCGGUGACGAAGUACGCCGACUAUAAGGCGCUUGAUAAGCUCCAGGCUGCCAACGUGACCGCAACCGUCUCCGAUUCUUCUGAGGACGGCGGUAGUAAAGUGGUGCUGGAGAACCACUCCACGGUGCCUGCUUUCUUUGUGAACCUCAACCUGGUCGACGGCGCCGGUGAGGACGUGUUGCCGGUGUUCUGGUCGGAUAACUAUGUUACCCUAUGGCCACGGGAGAAGUUGGAACUGGACGUCAAAUCAGGCGGUACAGGUGCAAAAUCAAUCAAACUUAAGGGGAAGAAUGUAGUCAGUUCGCAGGUGUUAUUAGCUUGA
Messenger RNA from Neoarthrinium moseri, 2652 nucleotides. RefSeq lists its product as uncharacterized. The transcript has a single exon. Gene Ontology annotation, molecular function: hydrolase activity, hydrolyzing O-glycosyl compounds. The record is from RefSeq and is a predicted model, not a curated record. Gene Ontology annotation, biological process: carbohydrate metabolic process. The coding region runs from base 1 to 2652 and encodes 883 amino acids. Lineage: Eukaryota; Fungi; Ascomycota; Sordariomycetes; Amphisphaeriales; Apiosporaceae.